AUGUGUUUUUAGUUAUUUUUAAGAAAGAUACGCCGGCAAGUCGGCUACGAGCCUACGCUUCAAGAAUUGAUAAUUGAAUCGGCCCUGUCAAAAAUGAUACACUAACGUGCCUCUUUGACGUGCUUUGGUUUCAACCCACCACGCGUUUUUUUAAUUUUUUUGCAUUCCAACACUUGUAAUUUCUCUAAUUAUUCUUCUUUUCGGCCAAUUGAUUUUUUCAUCUUUCGUCUCUUUCCUCGCUUCCCUGCUCUAUCUCUCUGAUCAAUUCACCCAUUCCAACCUAACAGCAAUUCAUUCUCGCAGCUUUACUUUAUCUGCGAGAGUGAAAUUGUAAAAGGCGUGUUCUUUGGUAGAAGAAAAAAUGGUUCAAAUCAAGGAAUUGGUUUUUGCUGUGAAGCCGAAUUGUCAUGCCCAUGUCAGUGGAAGAGUAUCAGAUAGCCCAGAUGUACAUGGUCAUGAGGAUGCAGCAACAGAAUACAAACGGUGCUGAGGGUGUUGAAGUCUUGGAGAAUAGGCCAUUAGAGGAUGAUCUACUUGGAACGUGUCAAUACACAUCCAAAGUUUAUCGGUUGCAAAGCAAAGCACCCACUUGGCUUACAACUUUUGCACCAGCGGAUGCCCUCAUCAUGCAAGAAGAAGCUUGGAAUGCGUAUCCAAGAUGCAAAACAGUAAUCAAGUGCCCGUAUUUCACCAAGUUUUCUUUGACUGUUGAAACUAUUCAUAGGGCUGACAACGGUCAAUCAGAAAAUGUGCAUGGUUUAACCAAAGAACAACUAGCAGUCAGGCAGGUCGAAUAUAUUGAUAUAGCUUCAGCAGAGACAGAUUAUUGGAGUUAUGCAAUUGGAAGUAACAAUAUGGACUUCUCUAAAUUCAAAUCCUUGAGAACUGGUCGUGGUCCACUUUUGGAUGGAUGGCAGGAUAGGUGCAAUCCCGUUAUGACAGCAUACAAGUUGGUAACAGUAGAUGCACCAUACUGGGGCUUUGGUUAUCGACUUGAACAGGCUUUAUUAGCGGGGGAAAGGGCUCUUUUCUUAGAGAGUCAUCGGAAUUGUUUUGUUUGGAUUGAUGAAUGGUGUGAGAUGACAAUGCAACAAUUACGUGAACUUGAACGACAGAGCGAUUCAUCAUUAAAUAAGAAAAUUGGGAUGCCAACAGCAAUGGCAACAGCAGAAGAAUUCGACCAGAGAUUGUUGCUUGACAAUGAAGAUGCUAACAGCAAGAGGAUUCAAGUUGCUGUUGAUACUUAGGAAACAAAAUUGGAUGAAGUCUCCAUAUUGGAAUUGUUUUGUAAUGUUAUUAGAAUUAUUUAAUUUGAUUACUUAAUCAUCCUCCACAAGAAAUUGUAAAUUUGAUGAUAGCAGAUAUAUUAUUCUUUUGGAGGAGGCCAUAGUUAUGUCGUAUGUAUAUUAGGAUAUUAUUGGCAACAUUUUCUGAAGAAAAAAUCACAGUUUUUUUCUUAUUGACUUAAUUUUCACAA
Jatropha curcas is the source of this 1477-nucleotide messenger RNA. NCBI's taxonomy places the organism in Eukaryota, Viridiplantae, Streptophyta, Magnoliopsida, Malpighiales, Euphorbiaceae. The record is from RefSeq and is a predicted model, not a curated record.